AUGGAUCUUGUGCUGGCUAAAUUAGCAGAGGAAUUUGCACUAACAGAAGCUUCCCGUGCAAUCGUACGAAUCAUUCAAACGUUCCCAGAGCUCAGGUUGCCACCUAAAACACCUAGUGUUCCACCUGGCGAGGAGAAGCAGGCUUUAACGAUUGUGGCUAUGAGCGCAGAAGGAUGCAAGGUAUUGCUGGAUCGAAAGGGAAAUACGUAG
This is a messenger RNA of Penicillium coprophilum, 210 nucleotides long. RefSeq names its product Cytochrome P450 E-class CYP52. NCBI's taxonomy places the organism in Eukaryota, Fungi, Ascomycota, Eurotiomycetes, Eurotiales, Aspergillaceae. The coding region runs from base 1 to 210 and encodes 69 amino acids. The transcript has a single exon. The record is from RefSeq and is a predicted model, not a curated record.